AUGGGAAAAAAGGGGGGAAAGGGGAAUCGAGGGUUUCCGAUGAAGACGCAUGGGUUCAACCGCUCGUGGUCGUGUUCCUCUCACUACUUUCAAGGCAGGCGAGAUUCCGAAUUCCCUAGGUGGCAUAUAUCGAAGACGCAGUGGGUAAAACGUAUUACGUUUUCGUCUAUCGGGGUUUCACGGCAUGAACACAAUGGAAUCGCUGCUUCAUUAUUACCCAUCCAAAAAGAAAAGCCACUCUCAUUGGAUGAUCGUCAUCGGAAGGCGUCAAACAUCAUUGUGCCAUACAUCAAAAUUUAUCCUGUUACAGGUACCGAUUAUCAUAUCAACCAACCCUCGCGUGCAACUCUAUUAUUGUCAAAAAAGAAUAAGAGAGCGGGUCAAAUCAGAGAACGACGACAAACUCCAAAAGUGCAAUCAAUUGAACUCAAGGAUAGGAAACGAAACGACAGGUGCACAGGUGCAUUGAAUUGCGCGUUGAGAUCUUCAGGAUCAGCGUCCUUGUUAUUGGGAGAGCGAAUGAAGUAUGAGAUUAGUGAUUGUUUUUCUACGCGUAAAUUAUGA
Molecule: messenger RNA, 564 nt
Organism: Acaulospora morrowiae
Lineage: Eukaryota; Fungi; Glomeromycota; Glomeromycetes; Diversisporales; Acaulosporaceae
Source: the annotation of a GenBank genome assembly